Messenger RNA from Penicillium roqueforti, 3225 nucleotides. It is a transcript of the gene clcA, whose product is annotated as putative C6 finger domain protein. The transcript has 3 exons. Gene Ontology annotation, biological process: regulation of DNA-templated transcription. The record is from RefSeq and is a predicted model, not a curated record. The coding region runs from base 1 to 3225 and encodes 1074 amino acids. NCBI's taxonomy places the organism in Eukaryota, Fungi, Ascomycota, Eurotiomycetes, Eurotiales, Aspergillaceae. Gene Ontology annotation, molecular function: zinc ion binding; DNA-binding transcription factor activity, RNA polymerase II-specific.
AUGAAUCGCAUGCCUCCCCCGGAAGGGCACCACGCGCAUGCGGGUUCGCAUGUAGCAUACGACCCCUCAUGGCGCCCUGCAUACCCCCCGACAUUCGAUAACCACCUCUCCGACCCCCGCCGCUCCGCAAACCCCCAGACUACCCUACCCCCGCAGCCAGCAGGAUACCCUGUGAUGCCCAACCGUGAGCUACCACAGUUAACACCGGAAGGCCCCUACGGUCGUCCGAAUGGUCAUGGCCUGCCCCUACAUGCGCCCGUGCAUUCCCCGCAAGACCCAAUUCCCCAGAACUUCCACCAGCCAAUGAAUGGCGCGCCGCAUGAGGCCUCACCUGAUUAUCGCCCUCGUAUGGGCUACCCGCCCCCAGAUCAGAUCAGCAGUGCUGAGCAUACACCCGUUUCGGGUGCCCUGCCUCCCGCCUCCCAAUUCAUGACACCCGUUGCCCAAAUGGCGAGUGCUACGCCGCCUGCGGGGUAUGAUCAGGCAUUUUAUCAAAACCAGACGUUUGGAGCACGCCAGCGUAAGGCGAAUAGAGCUACGCAGGCUUGUGACCAAUGCCGAGCGAGGAAAGCAAAGUGUGAUGAGGGACGACCAAAUUGCAGUCACUGUAAAGAGAACAAUCUGGGCUGUGUCUACAAGGAGGUGCCGCCACAUAAACAAGAGAAGACCACCCAGCUGGUAUUGGAUCGACUUUCCCAGAUAGAGAACCGCAUGGAGGAGCGAGACAACCGCAUGGAUGAGCGUUUCAAAAAAAUGCAAAUGCAAAUGCAAGAGCAGUUGCUGAACAAGCUGGGCAAUCAACCACCUCCGACUGUCCAAGAACGUCCGUCUCUUCCACCACCGCCACCGCUCAUCAAGCAGGACCCGCCUUUCAAAACAGAGAUGCCUCGUCCCCAUGCCCCAACUCCAAAUAUUCUGGAUCCCGGCAGUCAAUAUUCACAAUUUGGCCAAAAUCUGGGACCCAUGGACCCGAGACUCGAAGAUCAGAGGGAGGCUGAGGGAGAGCUCUCCAUCCCAGUGGAGCACACCACUGCAGCUCACAAGCUAUUGAUGUGGCCGUCAAUUAAGAGGCUGCUACACCCUGAACAAUAUGACGAGGACUAUGUGAUGCGUUUGGAAGAAGAGCGCGGUCUCCUGAGCAUAUACGGCCAAGGCGAGAUUUCAUACACCGCCGAUGACAGUCAAUUACCAAUGGAUGGUGACUCCAAGGGCUCCAAGGGUGUCCGACCCGACGGGGAUGGCGCAGGACCAGAUGCUGAUGUCGACAUCGACGAAUUUGGGAACAUGAAGCUGGAUGCUGCAACUGCUAGGCGCUACUAUGACAGCUACAUCGAGCACAUGUUUAAGCUCCACCCAUUCCUCAUGAUGGGUGAGCUCAAUAUCAAGGUCGACAAUUUCAUCCGAUGCUAUUGUCGCCCUAAUACUUCACCGAGUUCGGCUUCCAGUUACACACGACUAGCGCGCGAUGGGCCGCCACCAGCCAAAAGGAGGCGGUCGAACGAAAACCUAGGUGUGCGUGGCGAGUUCAUGCAGAGCAUCCCCAACCCGCCGCGGCCACGGGUCGGCAAAAAUAUCGACAAUGCCUUGGUUAUCCUGUGCCUGGCCCUUGGAGCUAUUUGCGAAGCUCCUGCCCCUCUCCCUGGGCCUAUCAUGGACAAGAAGAUUGACUACCCCAACCAGCGCAUUCCUGAACCGCUGCCACCGUUUAUUCCUCCGCCGACCCUAAAUGGGACAUACGUUACUAAUGGUGUGCUCUCCCCCGCAAACUCCGACUCGGCGGCCAUGCAGAUGUCGCUUUCGAAUUCUCUUUAUACUGUGCCAACUCAGCCUCCCGGGCAGUCUUUCCCUGACAGUCCACUCAACAAAGGCAUACCAGGUCUGUCAAGGAGAGAUGUGACAAAUGUGCAGGAUGAACAAGGGAACACAAAGAACUACCAGGCUAUUCCUGGCCUGACUCUCUAUGGAUAUGCGACCGCAAUAUUGGGCCAUCUACAGGGUGGUAACGAGCUAGAGCAUGUCCAGUGUGGGUUGCUCGCUGGUCUUUAUGCCGGCCAGCUGGCCCACCCCUUCCAAAGUCACAGCUGGAUUUAUCAGGCCUCAAGGGCUUGCCAAGUUCUUGUGAGAACAAAGCGAUAUGAGCGACUCGAAGAGGGGCCUACGCAGGACCUGUAUAACUUCGCUUACUGGACGUGUCUGCAAUUGGAGAGUGAUCUGCUCGCGGAGCUGGAUAUUCCAGCGAGUGGCAUCUCCCGCUCCGAGGGUCGGAUGGCUAUUCCGAAAGGAAAAUGGACUAUCAUUCUACCGAACGAUCUCAACGCACCCCAAACGAUGAUGAUGCUGUUUUAUUCUGCUCAAAUCCAUCUACGGAAAGUUUUGAAUCGAGUUCAUACAGACUUAUACAAGGUCGAAAAGCAAGGCCAGACACGAUGGUCAUCCACCGUUCAAGAAGCUCUGAGCCUAAACCUCGACCUCUGGCGUAAAAGCCUCCCACAAAGCAUGCAGUGGGACGAAAACGAUCCACCAGCAAACGAAAUUAACGCCGCUCGCAUGCGUGCCAAGUAUUACGGUGCCCGGUACAUCAUUCACCGACCUCUUCUCUACCACGCAUUGCACUACGGCCAUACAGGUGCUCGCGUCGGUCCAGUCGGCCACUCAUCAGUGAACUCGCCUACCUCGCAACGAUUGUCUCCCUCAAUGCUGCACAGUGCUCGGGCUCCGCACAUGGCACGUAUGUCUAGUGACAUAGGCUCUAUGCCGGCCGCAGUCUCUGCGGACUGGCAACCACCUAAAGUCCGUUUACAAGAUCUGCCGAGGAAAUUGAAAGGGGCCUGCGACAUCUGCAUUAAAUCGGCCAUUAAGAGCACGGAGGCUUUUGACGGUGUAGGCGGACAUCGGUUGGUCGUUACCAACAUUUUCGGCACUGCCCAUGCGCAAUUUGGCAAUAUGCUUGUCCUAUCUGCAACUUUCAUGUCAAGUUUAAACGAGCUUGUCGAGCCAGAGCAACUCGAUCGUCUCCUUGUCCGCACAAUAGGAUUCCUCAUUCAAAGCGAAAAUAUAUCCCCCACCCUCCGCGCUGAUGCUCGCAUUCUCACUGAAAUCUACACGAUGAUCUUCCAUCAUCCUCCUGAUUUGAGACGAGUCACCAGCAUGAGUAGCCACACUCCCAGCAUGAGCAGUCAUACCCCCAGCAUGAACAGCCAAACUACCAGCAUGAGCUUCCCUUAA